Malus domestica (apple) is the source of this 3277-nucleotide messenger RNA. RefSeq names its product probable serine/threonine-protein kinase At1g54610. Gene Ontology annotation, cellular component: nucleus; cyclin-dependent protein kinase holoenzyme complex. Gene Ontology annotation, molecular function: RNA polymerase II CTD heptapeptide repeat kinase activity; ATP binding. NCBI's taxonomy places the organism in Eukaryota, Viridiplantae, Streptophyta, Magnoliopsida, Rosales, Rosaceae. The record is from RefSeq and is a predicted model, not a curated record. Gene Ontology annotation, biological process: positive regulation of transcription elongation by RNA polymerase II; protein phosphorylation.
GCUGCGGGACACUCCCCCUUCUCACUCUACCAAUUUUUUCUUUUUCUUUUUACUCAAUUAUUUAUUUAUUUAUAUUAUUCGAGAGAUUUGAUGUUAAUUUUUGUUUAAUUUUUGUAUUCUCUUAAACUCUGCAACUCUACGUGUCUCUCUCCAGCCCCUGGGAGCCAUUGAUCCAUGUCCUUCCUUCUCCAAAUGCCCUGAAUAAUUUUCUAGGGUUUCCAGUAAAGGAGGCAUUUCCAAUAGGAGGGUGCUUUGUCUUGAAGGUGCUCAACAUUCUGCAGGUUGUGCAAAAAGGUUUGGACUUCUUGGAAAUUGGGGUUUUGUUUGUUGUGAAUUUGUGGGUAUUUUUAUUAGCAUUGAGAGUUUGCAUUCUAUGUGGAAGAACUGGCAUUUUGAAGGUUUUAUGUGCUGAAUUUAACUUACUAUGGUGAAAGAUUGAAGAUUUUCAAGAUUCUAGGGUUUGGGUUUCUGAAAUUGUGGGUUUUGCUUCUUGCAAAAGUGUGACUUUGGUGGGUUUGUGAAGGGGGGUGGAUUCAUGCAUUUCGUGCUUGUUGGAUCAUAUAUAUUGGAUGAGUUGAAUUCUGGGUUUUGGUUAGGAUUGUGUGGUCAAAAUGCAAGAUUUCUAAGGGUGAGAACAGUGGUUCUAUAGGAGGGCAUUGUUGGGGGUGGUUUUGGUGCAUAAUGGGUUGCAUUUAUUGUAAGCCCUCUGCAAUUGAGGAUAGCAAGGAGAGCCCCAGAGAGAGAUUGUCCAACAAGGGGGCAUCAGACUCGCGGACGACGAGGGUUGCUUCCUCAAGGAGGGAGGAAACUUAUCGGCCGAAAGAUCGAUAUGAUGGCAAUGGUGGGAGAGCAAUGUUGACUGAUACGCAAGUGAAUGGGCCUGUUCGAUCGCAAGGUGAGAAUUUUGAAAGGAAAAGGGAAAAGAUGGAGUAUGUUGUUGCUCAACAUCCUGGGAUUGGUAUCAUUCCAAAAGCUGCAGAAGGGGAGCAGGUUGCAGCAGGGUGGCCCUCCUGGCUAGCUGCAGUGGCUGGAGAGGCCAUCAAAGGAUGGGUACCCCGUCGUGCAGAUUCAUUUGAGAAGCUAGAUAAAAUUGGUCAGGGAACUUACAGUAAUGUUUAUCGGGCCCGUGAUCUUGAUCAAAAGAAAAUUGUUGCUUUGAAGAAAGUGAGGUUUGAUAACCUGGAGCCUGAGAGUGUUCGCUUUAUGGCAAGGGAAAUUCACAUUUUACGAAGGCUUGAUCAUCCAAAUGUUAUAAAACUAGAAGGUCUAGUUACUUCAAGGAUGUCUUGCAGCUUGUACCUUGUGUUUGAGUACAUGGAGCAUGAUUUGGCAGGGCUUGCUUCACACCCUGGUCUGAAGUUUACAGAAGCACAGGUUAAAUGUUACAUGCAGCAACUGUUAUGUGGACUUGAUCAUUGUCACAGUCGUGGUGUUCUGCAUCGUGAUAUUAAAGGUUCCAACCUUUUAAUUGACAACAAUGGCAUGCUGAAAAUCGCAGACUUUGGUCUGGCAAGUUUUUUUGAUCCUUGUCAAAAUCAACCUUUGACAAGUCGUGUUGUAACUCUAUGGUAUCGUCCACCUGAGCUUUUGCUUGGUGCUACUUACUAUGGGACAGCUGUGGAUUUGUGGAGUACAGGUUGCAUAGUUGCUGAACUGUAUUAUGGAAAGCCUAUUAUGCCUGGAAGAACUGAGGUGGAGCAGUUGCAUAAGAUUUUCAAGCUUUGUGGCUCACCUUCUGAAGAGUAUUGGAGAAAAUCAAAGUUGCCUCAUGCAACCAUAUUUAAACCCCAACAACCUUAUAGACGUUGUGUGGCAGAAACUUUUAAGGAUUUCCCUGCACCAGCUUUAGCACUUAUGGAGACCCUUCUUUCUAUAGAUCCUGCAGAUCGUGGAUCUGCAGCUUCUGCUCUCAAGAGCGAGUUCUUUACAACAAAACCUCUUCCUUGUGAUCCAUCAAGUUUGCCAAAGUAUCCUCCAAGCAAAGAGUUUGAUGCUAAAGUACGGGAUGAGGAAGCUAGAAGACAAGGAGCAGCAGGGAAGGGCCAAAGGUUUGACCACGAAAGGAGAGGAACAAGAGAGUCUCGAGCCAUACCAGCACCUGAUGCCAAUGCUGAAUUAGUCAUGUCAAUGAAGAAAAGACAAGAUGGUUCUAAGAGCCGUAGUGAGAAGUUUAACCCUCAUCCAGAAGAAGUAGCUUCUGGCUUUCCAAUUGAUCCACCUAGGCCAUCACAAGCCGUAGAUGCAAGUGUAGAACAUCAUGGACAUAAUCAUAAGCGAGCUUCCCAUUCAGGGCCAUUGGCUCACCGGGCUGCAUGGGCCAAGUCUACUAAGAACCCAGAUGAUGCUCCAAAGGUUUCAACUGGAGCUGACUUGUCAGCAAUGUCAGGUUUAGUGGUAGCAAGGAGGAGUAUGUUAUCUGAAGAACGCAGAAAAAGGUCUAGUUCUUCACAAAUGGAAGUUCCAAAAGCAAUAGGCAGGUUUCCGGGUUCCUUCAAGGAGGCAUCAGAUCCCCUACAACAAGAUCAAAAGCAGGUCAUUGAAGGUUCUCAUCAAAAAGAUAUUCGAAGCAACAAAGAUCCAAUUAUUGUUGGUUACGGAUCAAAGGGUCACAAAAUGCACUACUCAGGUCCGUUGCUAGUCCCCUCUGGGAACGUGGAUCAGAUGCUGAAGGACCACGAUCUCCAGGUCCAGGAAGCUGUUAGACGAGCACGCCUAGACAAGGCAAAGGUCAGAAAAUUUCACGCUGAGGCGAACCAAAUAUCCACCAAUUCAUUAUUUGUUUCUGGUCGUUGAGCUGGCAUAAGUAGACCCGAAAGCAGAGCAUCAGCAACAGAAAAAUCACCGCAGAUAAAAUUGCUGGUUUUCUCUUGUGAAAUGUGAGUUAUUCAUUGGUGGGGGGUGCUUUUAUUUUUUUGUAUAGGGGGGGGGGGGCACUCGUGGAAGAAUAGCCGGUGCCCAUUUUUAACUAAGUUUAUAGCACACGCUCGCUUGCUCUCUCGCUCUCUCACCUGUAUCGUUUUCCCUCCUUUGCAACUGAAAAAUAUGGCCCAUUCUUGUAGAGCUUGUUAUAAGCCAUAAGCUGUAGAGUAUGUGGGAAAUAUGAAAAUUGUGUUUUGUGAUGGAAAAGAGUAAUUUCCUUGUGCUGUUCUAACCACCUUCCCCUUUGUCAACUUUAUUUAGUUUUUGGAUAAAAAAUGGGGAAGGGGUGAAUCUGUCUACUCUUUUGAGUUCACAUUUAUAAUUCUCACUGUAAUCAUGAUUAGCCCCCUUUUUCUUA